AUGUUCUCCUACCUCGUUGCCCUCCUGGCUAUCGGUCUUUUUCUUGCCAACCCAAUCGGUCACUAUCUUUUCCCUCCUCAGGGCCGCUCCCCGAGCCGCCAUCUUGCGCCGAAGCCUCGCAUGAACGAGUCCCUGCUUGCACUCGUCGGGCCCGAGGACGCUGCUCUGGACUGUCCCGUAGAUGCGUAUGCCACCAGAAUCAUCAGCAGGGAGCCGCUCGUCCUGUAUCUGGAGGGAUUCAGGUCAAGCGAACCCCUCUUUGAAGCCUCGACGGUAACGCACAAGGUAGACGACGUCCACCGCGACACGGCCGUCCGCAACUCGUCCGUCGCCCUCAUCCCGCGUACAGCCACCGUCCGCUGCAUCGAAGCCCGCGCUCGUGCCUUGCAGGGGUGGCGCGACGACGUAUUCCUCGAGCGCCUCCGCACGCAGAGAUACGUAGCCGGAGGCCAUUACGCCCACCACUUCGACUACGGCGCUGCCGUCGGCGGCUGGGGUCGCGUGAGCAGCUUCAUGGUUUGGCUCGAUACCCAGGACCUGCAGGGCGGUGGCACCGAAUUCCCGUACUUGGCCGUCCGCGGCGAGGCCGCCAAGCCGUGGUGCCGACUCGUCGAGUGCGACACCACGGCAGCCAGGCCCCAGCCCACCGGCACCGUCUUCAAGCCCCUCGCCGGCAACGCCGUCUACUGGGAAAACUUUGCCGCCGACGGCAGGGGCUCUGAUGCGACCUGGCAUGCCGGUCUGCCUGUGAUGGAAGGUGUCAAGGUCGGCUUGAAUAUUUGGAGUACUGGCAGAAUUCUCUGA
Drechmeria coniospora is the source of this 804-nucleotide messenger RNA. RefSeq names its product Prolyl 4-hydroxylase subunit alpha-1. Gene Ontology annotation, cellular component: endoplasmic reticulum. The record is from RefSeq and is a predicted model, not a curated record. The transcript is spliced from 2 exons. Gene Ontology annotation, molecular function: procollagen-proline 4-dioxygenase activity; L-ascorbic acid binding; iron ion binding. Lineage: Eukaryota; Fungi; Ascomycota; Sordariomycetes; Hypocreales; Ophiocordycipitaceae. Bases 1 to 804 code for a protein of 267 amino acids. Gene Ontology annotation, biological process: peptidyl-proline hydroxylation to 4-hydroxy-L-proline.